This is a messenger RNA of Anguilla anguilla (European eel), 3652 nucleotides long. RefSeq lists its product as uncharacterized. The transcript is spliced from 6 exons. NCBI's taxonomy places the organism in Eukaryota, Metazoa, Chordata, Actinopteri, Anguilliformes, Anguillidae. Bases 657 to 3401 code for a protein of 914 amino acids. The record is from RefSeq and is a predicted model, not a curated record.
UGAACCACAUUUUUGAGUAAUUGUAGUUCUGUAACAGGCAUUUCUCAUUAAGGGAAGAUUUGUUGUAUUUAAACUGCUAACUGUGUGAAUUAAUUGAUAGUUUGUACAACUGCACCUUCAGAGUAGGCCGAUCUAGCUUCCCCAACACUGUCCAUAAUAUAAAAGCUAGUCCUUCAAGACUGCAUACGCUGACUAUUGAACAUUACGGACUGGGAUAAAAACGGUUAAACAAAUUAAAUGAAUCUAGCUGGUGGAAAUACUCUCACUGAACAACCAGCAUUCUGUUAUCAGGAACACUUUAUUUUAAAUGAUAGGAAAACAAAAGUAUGGCACUGAUAGUGUAAAAGACAUUAUUAACGUUUUUACAUUUUAUUAGCAUCAACGGAAAGCCACAGUUCACUGCCGAACUCCCUGUGACGUAACAAUACAUAGGACCCGCGAAUUCCUUAUUUUUUUUUAAUGCGAUUAUUUUCCAUUCAUAAACAACUGCGAAUUUAGGAAGAAAAAGCUGACGUCACAGAUGUAUAAGUUGUAUUAAUUCCAAGUUUUCAAGUUUAGUUGUUCAGAGCAACUUACUUCUUAUCAGCAUUCAUUACUUAUCCGCAUUGUUUACGAAUUUGUAGCCUAUUGAAUAUUAUUGAAAACCGUUCUUUAUCAUGGGUCAGGGCUGUCGCAAGCACCGUCGAGUACACUUUCAGAAUGACCUGGACGACGCAAAACCACCGUCUAAAGACGCAGCGGUCAUCUUCCUUGUCGCUUCUGAGAAAAGCAAACUGAGCUCAGCCAAACCGGCGCCUUCAGCACCCAGGCUACAGAGGAAGAAGUUUCGGACCAGGAGAAGAGCUUACGUCGUCAAAACCCCCGAGGGGAAGAACCAGCACCCCAUCCUGGUUAAGCCAAAUGAGUGCCAAGUCUCUUCUCAGGACACAGACCACCGCCAGCCUGUCUGCCGAGUGGCUACGCCCAUCGCCGGCUCCAGUCGCCGUAUAUUGCUGAGCUCCGUCUCCACCAGGGACUCCAUCCCAACACCCUGCGAAAUCAUUGUCUUCAGAAAGAAACUGGCCAGCGACAAGGUCGUGUCCAUCAUUGACGACAUCCCAGAGCCCAAGAGAAUCUUUGUAGUCAGCAAAGAGGUGGACAGCACUCCUGGUCAUGGUAUCAUGGCCAAGAACAUCUGCGAUGGCAAGGUGCAACUGGAGAGCAACAGUUCGGCCGUUCCGGGAAGUAGUUUGCCCAGCACUUUCCAAGGCCGGUCAGAGAACGAAACCUUGCGUCGGCGUCAGGGAGCCAAAUCAGUGGGCAAAUCUGCAUAUAUCACAAAGAUGGAGGCUGAAAUGGAGGAUUUCGAGGAACACAUCUGUCUCUCUGACCAUUCAGCAAGCAGUAAUUUGCCUCGCACUUUCGAAGACCAGUCAGAGAACCGAGCCUUGCCUCGGCGCCAGGGAGCCAAAUCAAUGCGCAGACCUGCAUACAUCACAAAGAUGGAGGCUCAAAUGGAGGAUUUCGAGGAACACAUCUGUCUCUCUGACCAAUCAGCAAGCAGUAAUUUGCCUCGCACUUUCGAAGACCAGUCAGAGAACCGAGCCUUGCCUCGGCGCCAGGGAGCCAAAUCAAUGGGCAGACCUGCAUACAUCACAAAGAUGGAGGCUCAAAUGGUGUCCAAGGAUUUCCAGGACCGCACCUGUCUCUCUGACCAAUCAGCAAGCGGUAAUUUGCCUCACACUUUCGAAGACCAGUCAGAGAACCGAGCCUUGCCUCGGCGCCAGGGAGCCAAAUCAAUGGGCAGAUCUGCAUACAUCACAAAGAUGGAGGCUCAAAUGGAGGAUUUCGAGGAACACAUCUGUCUCUCUGACCAAUCAGCAAGCAGUAAUUUGCCUCGCACUUUCGAAGACCAGUCAGAGAACCGAGCCUUGCCUCGGCGCCAGGGAGCCAAAUCAAUGCGCAGACCUGCAUACAUCACAAAGAUGGAGGCUCAAAUGGAGGAUUUCGAGGAACACAUCUGUCUCUCUGACCAAUCAGCAAGCAGUAAUUUGCCUCGCAGUUUCGAAGACCGGUCAGAGAACCGAGCCUUGCCUCGGCGCCAGGGAGCCAAAUCAAUGGGCAGACCUGCAUACAUCACAAAGAUGGAGGCUCAAAUGGAGGAUUUCGAGGAACACAUCUGUCUCUCUGACCAAUCAGCAAGCAGUAAUUUGCCUCGCACUUUCGAAGACCGGUCAGAGAACCGAGCCUUGCCUCGGCGCCAGGGAGCCAAAUCAAUGGGCAGACCUGCAUACAUCACAAAGAUGGAGGCUCAAAUGGAGGAUUUCGAGGAACACAUCUGUCUCUCUGACCAAUCAGCAAGCAGUAAUUUGCCUCGCACUUUCGAAGACCGGUCAGAGAACCGAGCCUUGCCUCGGCGCCAGGGAGCCAAAUCAAUGGGCAGACCUGCAUACAUCACAAAGAUGGAGGCUGAAAUGGAGGAUUUCGAGGAACACAUCUGUCUCUCUGACCAUUCAGCAAGCAGAAGUUUGCCUCGCACUUUCCAAGGCCAGUCAGAGAACCAAACCUUGCCUCGGCGCCAGGGAGCCAAAUCAAUGGGCAGAUCUGCAUACAUCACAAAGAUGGAGGCUCAAAUGGAGUCCAAGGAUUUCCAGGACCGCACCUGUCUCUCUGACCAAUCAGCAAGCGGUAAUCUGUCUUGCACUUUCCAAGACCAGUCAGAGAACCGAGCCUUGCCUCGGGUUCAGGGAGCCAAGGUAGUGGGCAAAUCUGCAUAUAUCACAAAGAUGGAGGCCCAGAUGGGGUCCAAGGAUUACCAGGACCGCAUCCAAGCCAUCGACCAGAUAGUCGAAAGCUGCUGCCUGAAUCCUGCCAUGGUCACAGCCUGCAUAUUCCCAGUUUUUGACAACAUCAGGGGCAGGCUUGUGGAGUCCAACAGAAUUAUCAACUUGCACAUGCUGAAGGCACUGGAUGCGAUCAUCCCCCAGGUGAAGGAGAGCUUGCCCAAGGUGGCCAAUAUCGUGAUCCCUGCAAUUGUGGACAACCACUUCAACUCCAGGAACCCAGCCAUCUCCAGUGCUGCCCUGGCCGCCAUGCAUGCCCUCGUGCAAAAUCUAGAUAACACCAUAAUGGUGGAGAUUUUGGCCACCAAGGCCCAGCUAAUUGGUGGACAGGCUAAGUUGGACCUCACUCAUACCGUGGCAGACAUGGUGGAGGAGGCGUACUCCCGGAAGCCCAAGAUGGUGGAAAAGGAAGUGCUUCCCCUGCUGUGGCACAUGCUGGCCGUCAGCAGUAACAGCGCCGCCACGGGCGCCUUGCUCAGCGCACUGCACAGCCAGAUGGGGACCAAGCUGAGGACGCACGCCGCGUCACAGCCCUUCACUAUCACCAAGUGCCUGGACCACUUCCUCCGUACCGUCUGAUGGACCCCGACCUGCCCGCAAGCUGCACGCCGGAAUUCAGAGUGUGCCAUAGGCCGCCACUGCAAGUUCUGCCGAACCGCGAUGCGUUUGCGCAAUUUGUUCUCAAGUCGGCAAGCAUUCAGCAAGAUAAUCCAGUAAUUUUACUGACGUUUAACCAGCCAGUUAGCUAGACGUCACGGUCACUCAGCUACUUAUCUGCUUGACUGGGCUGUCUGGCUGGCUGCCUGGUAGACUGAACUGUCCUGAUACAU